Molecule: messenger RNA, 16106 nt
Organism: Cydia pomonella (codling moth)
Lineage: Eukaryota; Metazoa; Arthropoda; Insecta; Lepidoptera; Tortricidae
Exons: 15
Coding region: 368-8140 (2590 amino acids)
Biological process (GO): neuronal signal transduction
Cellular component (GO): rough endoplasmic reticulum membrane
Source: RefSeq, a predicted model, not a curated record
GAGAAAAAAAGCUUUACAUAUAAUUUUAAUUUCUUUUUAAAUUCGAGGCCUAUAAGAAAUAAAAAAAAGAUUAAAUUAUAUUUAUUAAAAAGAAAAGUAUUUUACAAAUUAUUUAUGUAUGGUUUUGUUUCAAUCUCGGUUUAUUUAGAUGUAUAACAAUAACAAAGCAUGGCAACAUUAAUCUGAGUGAACGCAGGAAAGAGCUUGCCGAUAUUUCAUCCAUCUCCCUCGUAAAUUCUCGAUAGGCCAAAAGAUUGACAACAAAAGGCAUUAUUUUGAGGAACAUUGUUGUUUCAAAUGAUUCUGUAUAAAUAAGUGUUGUGUCUUGGGAGCCUGUAUUAGUGAUUUACACCGUGGAGGAAAAAAUAUGAAGAGGCGGAAUGCCGAAAGUGGCAAAUUGCGGCGCCCUUUAAAGCGCACAAAAAUCACCGAAGGAAUGUACGGAAACUCGCUCCUGUAUCUGAAGUUCGUGAUGCUGUGGGCCACAGUUGUGUUGGCAGAUUACAUGCUGGAGUUCAGAUUCGAGUUCCUCUGGCCGUUCUGGAUGAUGCUCCGAUCUGUUUACGACUCAUUCAAAUACCAGGGACUUGCCUUCUCAGUAUUCUUCAUCUGCAUAGCGCUCACGUCCGACAUGAUAUGUUUCUUCUUUAUACCGCUGCAGUAUAUAUUCUUCGCGGCUAGUACAUAUGUGUGGGUGCAAUAUGUCUGGUAUUCAUUUGCAGAAAAAGGCAUAUGCCUGCCCACAGUAGUGGUAUGCUGCUUCCUAGUGUACGUAGAAGGAGCGCUCCGGUCGGAGCGGACAGUCAACAUGGAGCUGACGCGGCCGCUCGCGGCGCACUGCGUGGGCUACCCCGCCGUCACGCUCGGAGCGGGCGUCAAGGCGCACAUAGCGCGAAGGCUGCGGCUGCGGCGGCAGCGGCAGGUGCGGCAGGAGAACGAGUUCUACUUCCAGCUCAUGAGAGACGCGCUACCUGAGAGCGCGCUGGAGCAGAACCAGCCGUCCAAAGACGGCGCGCAGGCGGAGUGCGCGGCGCAGGCGGCGGCACCGAGCGCCGCGCCGGCGCCGGCGGCCGCGGACGCGCGCCACCUCAACGGCUCGCUCAAGAAGCGGCAGCCGAACGGCACCGCCGACCCCGCGCUGCAUGCCAAGUUAGAUAAGGUAGAGAAGCCCGCGGCCAACGGGCGCGUGCACGCGCUCAGCAACGGGCAAGCUGGCAUCGACGACGACCACAGUAAAGAUUACAUUUUCCCAGGUGGUACAAAGUCGAAGUGUGAAAAGAAAGAGGCCAGUACAUUAAAAGAAGAAAAGAAAAAGAGUAAAAAUAAGGAUAAGGAUAGCAGCGAUAGUCAUAAGAGUACAGAACAGGUAAAAGAACAAAUAGUUAAAGAAAAAGAAGUAGAAAGUACAAAAGAAACGAGAAGUAACAAGGAGUGCAAUAGCAACAAGGAGAAAGAGAAGGCACUAGAAAAGGAGCGGGAGAGAGAAACGAGGGAGCGGGACAAGGAACGCGAGAGGGAGAGAGAGCGAGAACGCGAAUUGCGCGAAGCUCGCGAAUACGCCGAAGAAAUAAAGCGACUGAAAGCCGAGCUGGCAACGUCGCGCAACAACGAGACGGAAGCCCGGCGCGCGCUGGCCGCCGCCGCCGCCGCGGAGCGGCAACGUCGCGCCGAACACGCACAGUUGAAGCAACAGCAUCAAGCGUUGCAACAUAAAAUCGCAACGUGGCGCACGCACGAGCGAGCCACUCUAGAGCGACGGCUCGGAGAGGAGCGGCGCGCGCGCACCGCCGCCGAGCACCAGCUGCAGCGGGCCAAGCGACAACCACAACACAACAGUACAACCAACAACAACAACCAGUCGUGCGACAACGAGUGGUGCCGCGCGGCUAUUCGUUGCGGAGAGGCUGAGGCCUCGGCGCUCCGCCGCGAGCUUGCGAGAGCGAGACAGCACGCCACGGAUCAGGCUCUGGCCCUGGAGUCGCGCUCGCCGGCGCCGGCGCCGCCGUCGCCGCCCGCCGCCCCCGCGCCCGCCCCCGCGCCCGCGCCCGAGCCCGGCGCGCGCCUGGCCGCCGCCUGCGCCGCGCUGUCCGAGCGCUCGGCGCACCUGCAGCGCGCGCUCAGCGCCGAGACCAGGGUCAAGCUGGACCUGCUGCAGGCGAGGGUACGUACUGGUUAUAUCUGCCGCCGCCGCCUGGCCGCCGCCUGCGCCGCGCUGUCCGAGCGCUCGGCGCACCUGCAGCGCGCGCUCAGCGCCGAGACCAGGGUCAAGCUGGACCUGCUGCAGGCGCUGGGCGACGCCAAGCGACACAUGCACAUACAGGAGGGUACGUACUGGUUAUAUCUGCCGCCGCCGCCUGGCCGCCGCCUGCGCCGCGCUGUCCGAGCGCUCGGCGCACCUGCAGCGCGCGCUCAGCGCCGAGACCAGGGUCAAGCUGGACCUGCUGCAGGCGCUGGGCGACGCCAAGCGACACAUGCACAUACAGGAGGGUACGUACUGGUUAUAUCUGCCGCCGCCGCCUGGCCGCCGCCUGCGCCGCGCUGUCCGAGCGCUCGGCGCACCUGCAGCGCGCGCUCAGCGCCGAGACCAGGGUCAAGCUGGACCUGCUGCAGGCGCUGGGCGACGCCAAGCGACACAUGCACAUACAGGAGGGUACGUACUGGUUAUAUCUGCCGCCGCCGCCUGGCCGCCGCCUGCGCCGCGCUGUCCGAGCGCUCGGCGCACCUGCAGCGCGCGCUCAGCGCCGAGACCAGGGUCAAGCUGGACCUGCUGCAGGCGCUGGGCGACGCCAAGCGACACAUGCACAUACAGGAGGGUACGUACUGGUUAUAUCUGCCGCCGCCGCCUGGCCGCCGCCUGCGCCGCGCUGUCCGAGCGCUCGGCGCACCUGCAGCGCGCGCUCAGCGCCGAGACCAGGGUCAAGCUGGACCUGCUGCAGGCGCUGGGCGACGCCAAGCGACACAUGCACAUACAGGAGGGUACGUACUGGUUAUAUCUGCCGCCGCCGCCUGGCCGCCGCCUGCGCCGCGCUGUCCGAGCGCUCGGCGCACCUGCAGCGCGCGCUCAGCGCCGAGACCAGGGUCAAGCUGGACCUGCUGCAGGCGCUGGGCGACGCCAAGCGACACAUGCACAUACAGGAGGGUACGUACUGGUUAUAUCUGCCGCCGCCGCCUGGCCGCCGCCUGCGCCGCGCUGUCCGAGCGCUCGGCGCACCUGCAGCGCGCGCUCAGCGCCGAGACCAGGGUCAAGCUGGACCUGCUGCAGGCGCUGGGCGACGCCAAGCGACACAUGCACAUACAGGAGGGUACGUACUGGUUAUAUCUGCCGCCGCCGCCUGGCCGCCGCCUGCGCCGCGCUGUCCGAGCGCUCGGCGCACCUGCAGCGCGCGCUCAGCGCCGAGACCAGGGUCAAGCUGGACCUGCUGCAGGCGCUGGGCGACGCCAAGCGACACAUGCACAUACAGGAGGGUACGUACUGGUUAUAUCUGCCGCCGCCGCCUGGCCGCCGCCUGCGCCGCGCUGUCCGAGCGCUCGGCGCACCUGCAGCGCGCGCUCAGCGCCGAGACCAGGGUCAAGCUGGACCUGCUGCAGGCGCUGGGCGACGCCAAGCGACACAUGCACAUACAGGAGGGUACGUACUGGUUAUAUCUGCCGCCGCCGCCUGGCCGCCGCCUGCGCCGCGCUGUCCGAGCGCUCGGCGCACCUGCAGCGCGCGCUCAGCGCCGAGACCAGGGUCAAGCUGGACCUGCUGCAGGCGCUGGGCGACGCCAAGCGACACAUGCACAUACAGGAGGGUACGUACUGGUUAUAUCUGCCGCCGCCGCCUGGCCGCCGCCUGCGCCGCGCUGUCCGAGCGCUCGGCGCACCUGCAGCGCGCGCUCAGCGCCGAGACCAGGGUCAAGCUGGACCUGCUGCAGGCGCUGGGCGACGCCAAGCGACACAUGCACAUACAGGAGGGUACGUACUGGUUAUAUCUGCCGCCGCCGCCUGGCCGCCGCCUGCGCCGCGCUGUCCGAGCGCUCGGCGCACCUGCAGCGCGCGCUCAGCGCCGAGACCAGGGUCAAGCUGGACCUGCUGCAGGCGCUGGGCGACGCCAAGCGACACAUGCACAUACAGGAGGGUACGUACUGGUUAUAUCUGCCGCCGCCGCCUGGCCGCCGCCUGCGCCGCGCUGUCCGAGCGCUCGGCGCACCUGCAGCGCGCGCUCAGCGCCGAGACCAGGGUCAAGCUGGACCUGCUGCAGGCGCUGGGCGACGCCAAGCGACACAUGCACAUACAGGAGGGUACGUACUGGUUAUAUCUGCCGCCGCCGCCUGGCCGCCGCCUGCGCCGCGCUGUCCGAGCGCUCGGCGCACCUGCAGCGCGCGCUCAGCGCCGAGACCAGGGUCAAGCUGGACCUGCUGCAGGCGCUGGGCGACGCCAAGCGACACAUGCACAUACAGGAGGGUACGUAAGGGUUAUAUCUGCCGCCGCCGCCUGGCCGCCGCCUGCGCCGCGCUGUCCGAGCGCUCGGCGCACCUGCAGCGCGCGCUCAGCGCCGAGACCAGGGUCAAGCUGGACCUGCUGCAGGCGCUGGGCGACGCCAAGCGACACAUGCACAUACAGGAGGGUACGUACUGGUUAUAUCUGCCGCCGCCGCCUGGCCGCCGCCUGCGCCGCGCUGUCCGAGCGCUCGGCGCACCUGCAGCGCGCGCUCAGCGCCGAGACCAGGGUCAAGCUGGACCUGCUGCAGGCGCUGGGCGACGCCAAGCGACACAUGCACAUACAGGAGGGUACGUACUGGUUAUAUCUGCCGCCGCCGCCUGGCCGCCGCCUGCGCCGCGCUGUCCGAGCGCUCGGCGCACCUGCAGCGCGCGCUCAGCGCCGAGACCAGGGUCAAGCUGGACCUGCUGCAGGCGCUGGGCGACGCCAAGCGACACAUGCACAUACAGGAGGGUACGUACUGGUUAUAUCUGCCGCCGCCGCCUGGCCGCCGCCUGCGCCGCGCUGUCCGAGCGCUCGGCGCACCUGCAGCGCGCGCUCAGCGCCGAGACCAGGGUCAAGCUGGACCUGCUGCAGGCGCUGGGCGACGCCAAGCGACACAUGCACAUACAGGAGGGUACGUACUGGUUAUAUCUGCCGCCGCCGCCUGGCCGCCGCCUGCGCCGCGCUGUCCGAGCGCUCGGCGCACCUGCAGCGCGCGCUCAGCGCCGAGACCAGGGUCAAGCUGGACCUGCUGCAGGCGCUGGGCGACGCCAAGCGACACAUGCACAUACAGGAGGGUACGUACUGGUUAUAUCUGCCGCCGCCGCCUGGCCGCCGCCUGCGCCGCGCUGUCCGAGCGCUCGGCGCACCUGCAGCGCGCGCUCAGCGCCGAGACCAGGGUCAAGCUGGACCUGCUGCAGGCGCUGGGCGACGCCAAGCGACACAUGCACAUACAGGAGGGUACGUACUGGUUAUAUCUGCCGCCGCCGCCUGGCCGCCGCCUGCGCCGCGCUGUCCGAGCGCUCGGCGCACCUGCAGCGCGCGCUCAGCGCCGAGACCAGGGUCAAGCUGGACCUGCUGCAGGCGCUGGGCGACGCCAAGCGACACAUGCACAUACAGGAGGGUACGUACUGGUUAUAUCUGCCGCCGCCGCCUGGCCGCCGCCUGCGCCGCGCUGUCCGAGCGCUCGGCGCACCUGCAGCGCGCGCUCAGCGCCGAGACCAGGGUCAAGCUGGACCUGCUGCAGGCGCUGGGCGACGCCAAGCGACACAUGCACAUACAGGAGGGUACGUACUGGUUAUAUCUGCCGCCGCCGCCUGGCCGCCGCCUGCGCCGCGCUGUCCGAGCGCUCGGCGCACCUGCAGCGCGCGCUCAGCGCCGAGACCAGGGUCAAGCUGGACCUGCUGCAGGCGCUGGGCGACGCCAAGCGACACAUGCACAUACAGGAGGGUACGUACUGGUUAUAUCUGCCGCCGCCGCCUGGCCGCCGCCUGCGCCGCGCUGUCCGAGCGCUCGGCGCACCUGCAGCGCGCGCUCAGCGCCGAGACCAGGGUCAAGCUGGACCUGCUGCAGGCGCUGGGCGACGCCAAGCGACACAUGCACAUACAGGAGGGUACGUACUGGUUAUAUCUGCCGCCGCCGCCUGGCCGCCGCCUGCGCCGCGCUGUCCGAGCGCUCGGCGCACCUGCAGCGCGCGCUCAGCGCCGAGACCAGGGUCAAGCUGGACCUGCUGCAGGCGCUGGGCGACGCCAAGCGACACAUGCACAUACAGGAGGGUACGUACUGGUUAUAUCUGCCGCCGCCGCCUGGCCGCCGCCUGCGCCGCGCUGUCCGAGCGCUCGGCGCACCUGCAGCGCGCGCUCAGCGCCGAGACCAGGGUCAAGCUGGACCUGCUGCAGGCGCUGGGCGACGCCAAGCGACACAUGCACAUACAGGAGGGUACGUACUGGUUAUAUCUGCCGCCGCCGCCUGGCCGCCGCCUGCGCCGCGCUGUCCGAGCGCUCGGCGCACCUGCAGCGCGCGCUCAGCGCCGAGACCAGGGUCAAGCUGGACCUGCUGCAGGCGCUGGGCGACGCCAAGCGACACAUGCACAUACAGGAGGGUACGUACUGGUUAUAUCUGCCGCCGCCGCCUGGCCGCCGCCUGCGCCGCGCUGUCCGAGCGCUCGGCGCACCUGCAGCGCGCGCUCAGCGCCGAGACCAGGGUCAAGCUGGACCUGCUGCAGGCGCUGGGCGACGCCAAGCGACACAUGCACAUACAGGAGGGUACGUACUGGUUAUAUCUGCCGCCGCCGCCUGGCCGCCGCCUGCGCCGCGCUGUCCGAGCGCUCGGCGCACCUGCAGCGCGCGCUCAGCGCCGAGACCAGGGUCAAGCUGGACCUGCUGCAGGCGCUGGGCGACGCCAAGCGACACAUGCACAUACAGGAGGGUACGUACUGGUUAUAUCUGCCGCCGCCGCCUGGCCGCCGCCUGCGCCGCGCUGUCCGAGCGCUCGGCGCACCUGCAGCGCGCGCUCAGCGCCGAGACCAGGGUCAAGCUGGACCUGCUGCAGGCGCUGGGCGACGCCAAGCGACACAUGCACAUACAGGAGGGUACGUACUGGUUAUAUCUGCCGCCGCCGCCUGGCCGCCGCCUGCGCCGCGCUGUCCGAGCGCUCGGCGCACCUGCAGCGCGCGCUCAGCGCCGAGACCAGGGUCAAGCUGGACCUGCUGCAGGCGCUGGGCGACGCCAAGCGACACAUGCACAUACAGGAGGGUACGUACUGGUUAUAUCUGCCGCCGCCGCCUGGCCGCCGCCUGCGCCGCGCUGUCCGAGCGCUCGGCGCACCUGCAGCGCGCGCUCAGCGCCGAGACCAGGGUCAAGCUGGACCUGCUGCAGGCGCUGGGCGACGCCAAGCGACACAUGCACAUACAGGAGGGUACGUACUGGUUAUAUCUGCCGCCGCCGCCUGGCCGCCGCCUGCGCCGCGCUGUCCGAGCGCUCGGCGCACCUGCAGCGCGCGCUCAGCGCCGAGACCAGGGUCAAGCUGGACCUGCUGCAGGCGCUGGGCGACGCCAAGCGACACAUGCACAUACAGGAGGGUACGUACUGGUUAUAUCUGCCGCCGCCGCCUGGCCGCCGCCUGCGCCGCGCUGUCCGAGCGCUCGGCGCACCUGCAGCGCGCGCUCAGCGCCGAGACCAGGGUCAAGCUGGACCUGCUGCAGGCGCUGGGCGACGCCAAGCGACACAUGCACAUACAGGAGGGUACGUACUGGUUAUAUCUGCCGCCGCCGCCUGGCCGCCGCCUGCGCCGCGCUGUCCGAGCGCUCGGCGCACCUGCAGCGCGCGCUCAGCGCCGAGACCAGGGUCAAGUACUGGUUAUAUCUGCCGCCGCCGCCUGCGCCGCGCUGUCCGAGCGCUCGGCGCACCUGCAGCGCGCGCUCAGCGCCGAGACCAGGGUCAAGCUGGACCUGCUGCAGGCGCUGGGCGACGCCAAGCGACACAUGCACAUACAGGAGGGCUUAAUAUCACGCCAAGAGAAAGAAAUCGAAGAACUAAAAGCCCAAAUGCUGGCCGUGAUGCCGACGGAGUUCGUGUCGGCCGCGGGCGCCGGCGUCAGCAAGCUGCGCCUGUCCGACGGCUCCCCGCUCGACCCCAACGCCUCCGUCUACACGCCCAAGCAGCUCUGCUCCGACGCCUAAACUGGACUGGACUGGACUCAGUGAGGAAAGGUUUGGUUAUCAUUCUCCCGAACUAGAAGUUGGACUAGAAAGAUAAAUGCAUUGCACUUAUGUAAUCACAUACCGUAAUAAAGAUAUUUACUUACUUACUUACCGGAGCGGUGUGUGCAAACCCACAUCCAAAAGAAUUUGAAAUAGAGGUGGAUUGUCAAAGAAAACUUUGUAGCUACAGUAAAUUUACUGUCAUCUUUCGACACAUGACUAAAACUUAAAACGCCAUUUGACUUUGAUCCUUAUUCUUUCGAUGAUAUGUGUUAAAUUUGUUAAAUAUCAAAAAAUGGCGCCAUCUUACCGGGCAUCGGUUAAAGGUUGUGGCGCCAUCGCUUGAAAUGAUGCCUCCAUAACUAUGGCCUUUGAUCUAUUAGAUGGCGCCACUUUUUGAUAUUAAACAAAUUUAACGCAUAUCAGUGAAAGAAUAAGGAUCAAAGUCAAAUGGCGUUCAAAAAGUUUUAAUCAUGUGUCGAAAUAUGGCAGUAAAUUUACUGUGGCUACAAAACUUUCUUUGACAAUCCACCUCGUCAGCAAUCAUACCGUCCUAUAUGUGAACUCCGUUUAAAGAUAGCCGCGACAGGACGAUUAUCGUAUUUGUGUCGGCCGCGACAGGACGAUUAUCGUAUUUGUGUCGGCCGCGACAGGACGAUUAUCGUGUUUGUGUCGUCUGUCAUGUGAACACUUCCAUUUAAACAUACAGGCCACGACGAACGAAUCUUUCGUUGCGACUUAGUGGGAAUACAGCCUAACGGCAACUUUAUAAGUUAAAUUUUGUUUUUUUUUUUUUGUUUUUUAUCUCAAAUUCUGAAAUAACUUUGGAUAGUUUUAAUUUUAACUUUUUAGUUUUAUUUUUAGAAUAACAUUUGCAUCCAUAUAAGAUUCUAUUUCAUGCAAGGAAAGACAACCAGGUAGAAAUAUUGUUAUAGCUAAGCUCUUUUUAGUCCAACUUGAAGCAACAAGACACAUAUAACAAGGGUAUAAAUUAGAAAAAGCCCAUCUGAAAUCCAAAAGUCCAAAUUUUACUGGAUAUAUUUUUAAUCUAUGUCCUAUUAUAUGAAGUCGUAAGGGAGAAUUAUUGUUAAGAAUUGGACCUCAUUGAUUAAGUUGUAAAGAGCUAAGCUUAAGUCAAGGUAAAAUGACCUUAGCGAUUUUAGAGGCAGCAUGUUAUGUAACAGAAUUAAAACUAAAAUAAUUGUUGUUAAAUUAACUAUUAUUUUAAAAGAUUCAUACAGUAAGUGUUUUGCAGCUGCCAAAUGCGCUGGGGUUAUUUUUAACUUGAUCUGUGAUUUAAUAUUGGUGAAUAAAAGAGACAUUUCUUAUUCAAUCUGUACUGGUAACCGGUCUACAUGUUUAGGCACGUUAAUUUAUUUAUUAUAUUAAUUUAUGAAAUCCUACCAAUUCAGAUCCCGUGAUGGCAAGCUUAACAUAAUUCUAAUAAAUUAAACUCCUAAAUAAGGUAUCAUAUUAACUGAUGCCUUGUUAUUUUGAACAAAGAAAAUUCAAUCAUUUCAUUUUCAGAUUCAAAAUUCAUUUACAUUUUUCUAAGAAGCGGGUAUUUUAGAAAACAAAGUAAAUAUCGAUAAUAAGGUAAAAGUUCACCUCUGCACUAAGAUUUCGUCUCCUAUACGGUCUUAAUUCGUCCUCUCGAGAGUCAACGCCGUAAAGCAAUAAGAAAUGUUUCUAAUAUCCUCUAAUAUUAUCUUAUCAAAAAUGAAAUCGUCAGACGGAAAUCAUGAACUUAAUUUAUUAAAAAUAAUCAAUUAACAUCAUUAUUUCUUCAUGAAACAAUACGUCUGUCAAGUUCAUUGGUUAGCCCUUUAAUACUAUUGAUGUUAAAAAUAUUUGCGUUCGUCAUAUUCCUUUUAAUCCAAUACAAUAGACUGAUUUCGUCAUAUUAAUCCUCCAUUUUAACACUCAAUGCCAAGCACCUUAUUUCAAAUACAAAAUGAACACGCUAGCGUGUUUUCUCGCUUAAUAGUGGUGUCAAAAUACGCCUAUCGUUGCAACCGCUGUGUGAAGCUGUCGUCGUGCACGGUCCGAAUAGUGGCGCAGUUGGAAAACAGCCGCUUAGAAACAGGUAGCAGCGACGAUCCGGGUUCAAUCCCCGGAAGUGUAUGCAGAUACUUUUUGUCAUUUUUAUUUGCACUUGAAUUUCAUAUUUUUUUAUUGUCUAAGUGUUCUUGGCAGUGAAUGUGUUUAUAAGCAUUUAUCUGGCAUUUAAAGGAAAAUUCAUAGUAAUUUUUGAACGCAAACUAUUUUUACUCGAUAGACAUAGCUUGCAUCUAGCGUGACUUUAGGAAUCCCUUCUGGUAAAGGGAGGUUAAACAAGUAUCUUGUCAUGCAGCGCUAUUCUUUAGGGUUAAAGGCCAAAGCACACCGGAUGCGUGUGUGUAUACAUGCGUGUGCGCUAAAAUGUUGGACUGUUGUUUCGAUGUCAGUUUCGAUCAUUCACAUACUAAAACUAAAAUUUAUUUUGUAACUUGGAAAGAAAUUUAAGCCUGCUGCAUUUAUUUUUCAUAGAAAUAUUAAAUAAUUUUGACGAGCUGAUCUUGAAUUUGACUUGCUUUAUACAGCGUGUUUCAUAAGGCGUGAGCAGGCCUAUACAAUCAGUAAAUGUUAAUGAAUCGUUCACCAUCAUAUUUAAGAAAAACAAACACGCUUUUUUCUGUUAUUUAACUUUUUGUUACGGACAAAUUUGACUAUCUAUAAUCAAGCACACAACAUACAACACUUAAAUAACAAAGAUAAAACCUCUUUAACCAUUAUGACAGCACUUUGAUUAUGAAGAAAGUAAAAUGUCACAAUUGAGUGAGAUAGCAUUUUUCAAAGUAACCAGACUCCUGUGACAUUCAAUUUGUCAAUUGUUAUGGAUAAAACAAAGAGGGUGACCAUAAAUGUCGUAAAUAUAAAACUUUUUUUAUCAGUAGAAAAUAAAUUAACAUUAGGCUCACAAAUACUGGUAAAGCAGCACAACACUUAUUGAAUGCGCAGGCUUGAUCCUGCUCACGCAGUAGGCAUAAAAUUUGGAGGUUAGAAUUCAGUUAACAUGACAUUUACAAAGAUGAAAUAAAGUGGAUCAAGAAGGUUUUGCCAUAAAGAAUAGCGCUGACUCAUGUCUAGAUAUCCAGCUUUCAACAUUACGCUGGUUUUUGUAUGGGCGUUUUGUGAUCUCAUUUUUUUGUUCUCUUAUUUAAUUAACCUUUUGAUAUUUUUUCUUAAUUUAUUAGUUAUUUAAAAAGCGUUUUCUAUUUGAAAAUGUCCAUACAAACAUCGGUACAACCGGAUCUAACUGAAAAUAUACGAGUAUGUUAGUUUUGUAACCGUGUAUGUCGAUAUGAUAAUAGCAGAGCGUUUAUUUUUUCAUCAAUGAAAUAUUUGGAUUCAUAAAGCUCUGUGAUGAUCGAAACGCAGGUCUGCGGUAAAAAAAAACCGUUUGAUAUCUAUGGUAUAACACAGAGACGCGUUUCGAUGACCUCUCAGCUUAUUGGCCUCUCCAUGCGUCACCGAUAAUUGGAUGCGUUUGCAAUACAAUGCGGCAUUUGGUCGAUCGAUUUAAUUCGUUGCCCCAACUUUGCCAGCAAUUGUCUGAAAUCGCAUGCCAUUUGUAGCAACGUCUGUAGAAGCCUUAACGGUACCUUUGCCGCCCGGAGCGACGUAAAUGUAAUUUUAGAACCGUAUUGCUCUAUUGGUGUACUUUUGAUCUCUAAAUGCAUAAUUUAACAGACAGUAUUGCUGCAGUGGACGUGCUCUUUAAAUUUAUGUGAUAAAUUGUACAAACGAGAUCUGAUUCGAGUCUCCCUUCUUGUGUAGUUUUUAUUGACGUUUAGGAUAGCGAAUACAUUGUGACGCUAUUUCUUGGGAUUGUCAGGGGUAGAAACGUAAUUGGUCAUACGCUAUAUUUUGCCAUAUCCUCGUAAGUCCUACGGUCCUACCGGUGGGCCUUGGAGAUUACGUUUUAAGCCAAUACGCUUUAUCGAUUGGUCGAGGCCUACGGUCCUACCCGGAUGGUGGGCCUUGAAAAUUAUACUUUUAGCGAAUAGGCUUGGUCGAUUGGUCGAGGCCUAAGGUCCUACCCGGAAGGUGGGUCUUGGAGAUUACAUUUUUAGCCAAUAGGCUUGGUCGAGGCCUACGGUUCUACUCGGAUCGUGGGCCUUGGAUAUUACGUUUUUAGCCAAUAGGCUUGGUCGAUUGGCCGUCUAAUCAAAAGGGCCAUUUCUAAUUGCAUGGGGGCACUGCCCCCUACCAUUAAUACUGGUCAAAUAAGUUUAAUAUGCGAAUUCGUAUGACCAGGUGGGUUUCUUUCACCUGAUAACCUGUAUCUUGUUGGAUAUCGACUUUAGUUGUAGGAUACCAUGACACGACUGACCCUGUUAUGCGGUUCACGCCGCAAUUUCAUCAAACUUUUGCAGAUGGCAGCUCUGACAUUGUCAAUAAUAAUCACUAGUAUUUAAAAUACAUAUGACUGUCAGAGACAUUAAUCGUUGAUCCAUCGAAAGUUCAAAUGUCCAAUGUAAAUUGGAUUUUUGUCUUUUUGAAUUGGCUGAAAGAACACCAGUCGAGAAAUUAUUCAAACUUAACGAUAUUUUUUAAGUUUUUUAACGAACAAGACGACAAUAUUUAUUUUUUACUAUAUGGGACGGAUUUUUCAGUACUUUUGGAAGAAAGUACAUGUUAGAGCUAUCAUCUACAAAAUUCAUCACAAAAUCAUCGCUUAACGUAAUUUUGUUUUAAGUCGAAAUCGUUUUAUUUGCAAUUUACACACAUGUAAAUGUACCUAUCUCCUUAUGUGUUCAAAAACGGUACAACUAAUUGUUGAUGUUUUCUGUAAAAUAUUUUACAUUGUUUGACGACUGUGUCGUUGAAGCUGUCAACUCACGUCAAACCAGGCCAGCAAAAGGCAUGAUUAGUACUUUGAACUAUUAUUACUACGUAUGAACCGGUACAGAGAACCUGUAUUUUCCGCCAUGAGUUGUUUUGACAACAAACUAUAGAAGCGGAGCUUGAAUCUCGCAACCUGAACGCGUAAGCGCCAUGAAUUUUUACGGCGCUUACGAUGUUUUGGUCGCGUGGUACAGUCAGCGUCAAAUACUUUGUAGCAGUCAAAGUGGCCAAAUAGUUCGGUACACCAUACUAAAUAUAUGGUGCACCGAACUAUUUGGCUACUUUGGUUGCUACAAAGUAUUUGAUGCUGACUGUACAGGUUGCGAUUGCGUCGAUUUCCUCGUUUGGUAUGGCUUCUCUAUAGUAAUAAUAACUCAAUUAAGAAAGUAAUUCUUACACUUGUCUUCUUAUUCUAACCCAUACUUGCGUCCCUCUCUUACGGACAUCAUGGUCAUAGAAAUUAAAAGCUGCGAUGGAUCGAUAAAAAGGGGAAAAUGACAUUAUGUAUCCUUAACUAGCUAUCAUUCUUCAACUUGCCUACAUGUGAAUUCAAAUCUAUGGAACCUAACCUAGUAUCCAUAUAUGUGUCAUUUUCAACCAAGAGAAGGUACUUAUUGACGGUUGUCUAUAAGGCGCUAUUUCCAUAAAGCUUCAAUUUGAAAUCGACCUUAUCGACAACUGGUUGAUUGAAAAUGUCACAUAUAAUCAUUUUCAGUAAAAAUCUGGCUAAUAGAUAAAAUAAAAUAUAAGCCUUUAACAUACGUCAUGAAUCUCUUUCACAUUGUAUAACCUCGUAAGGCCCACCGUACAAAAUUUUGCUAUUUUGAAAUUCAACCUUGUAUAGUAAACUGGGAUGAAUUUCGGUUGUUUGAUACAACAAUGAAACAAAAGAAAUGUUAAUGAACAUUGGGCCUUGCGAGGAUGAAAAGAGAUAAUUUAUUUUCGCCGAUAAAAUUGUAAUUUUCUCAAAGUGAGUUGGCAUCUGAUAAAUUGUUGAAUUUCAAUGUAACUAAUGAUCGUUUGAACGCGCUUGCGUCAUAUGCUUCCCUGAUACUUCCAUUAUGUACAAACGGUGCAUUUGAGUUUCGCCUUUAUUUCCGGAAACUGGAGACAGCAUUGGUCGUUGUAUGAAUAGUUAGUGUAAGGACUGAGUGGACGCUCAAAGCCGAGCGUUCGGUGGGGCGUGCAGCGUGGCGUCGGGCUCACAGGUGACGUGAGCAGCGUGCACUGCGGCCGCUCCUAUACGUUUGCUUUUGUUUAAUAUGCACGCCGCACGCAACUCGAGCGUCUACUCUGGCCUGACACUUGGAUUACAAGCGGGGUGUGAAAUUUGUGGAAACUACACCAAUUUCUAGUAAAUUAGAGAAUUUAGUUAUUCUCAAAAUACUGUGAAUUUGCCGCGGGAAAUGUGCAUGGUCAUGCUUAGAAAUUAUACGGCAAAAAUGACCACCAUACAACGUCUUUUUGUAUUUUUUUCUUGUCCAGAAUGUUUAGCUUUUUAAAGAGGCGGCUUGAAUCGUCUAUUUUUUUAAUCACUUUGAUCUAUUAAACCGGACGCCAAAUUACUUAAACUAAGAUCUAUUAAACGUGACGUAAGUGUUAUUUAAACUUCAUAAUCUCAGAAGUUUGAUAUUUAAAAUAACACCUGCAUCGUCUGGGAUAUCAAAUCACUGCAAACUUGGUCUAACUGUAGCUCAGACGGAUUGUAACUUUUAGACAACCUUACGAUAAUCUGGAGAUUUAAGGCACUUCCUGCUUCCUCUCUUAUGCACGAGACUGAUGUCGUUUCCACACAUCUUAAUUGUAUUGACGUUAGGGUAAUUGUACGGUUUGGUACUCUGUGGAGUGUGACUUUGUAUGUUGUUCAUAAGUGCCAAUGUUUUUUAUUGCCCCGUUUGGUUUGCUUGUUUUUGCUCGCUUUGGAAACAUAUGAUACUACUAAAUAAAUAAAUAAUGUGGCCCUAGUGAAAAAGGGUACAAGUCUCUGGCAGUUUAGGUGUAUAAGGGCAUAAGUGUUACGUGGAACUUACACCCCUUUACACCUGCGCUGCCAGAGACUUGUACCCUUUUUCACUAGGGCCACAGUAUAUUUCUGCGAGAAUCAUUGUGCAAUGGUACUUAAAUUAUGUUUUCAUGAUAGUUUUCUUAUUAAAUCCUAUCUCUGGUUUGUCUUCGAAGUUCUAUUUUUUUAAGCAAGUUAAUUGGAUAUCAUAUUGUAAAGCAGUGUUACUAAUUAUUAAUUUACAAAUAAUUGUUAUUAGGCACUUUAAGCAAGGAGAGCAAAAACAAGCAAGUAACAAUAAACAACCUGUUUUAAUAAGGUAAAAACCCAUUGAUUGGUACCCAAAAUACCACUUAAAUUGGCAAUAGGCGGUUCCACACAGAGCGAGCAAUACGCGCGAGGCAAUUUCCUUACGCAUAAAACGGCCAGUGUAGACGUGCCUCCCAUGUAUGCUCGCGCGUUGUGGACCCGCCUGUUCAGUUUUGACAGGACUGUCGAGACUCCCACUUCAGGGUUGAACAUGCCGAUCAUUGGUAGGGUGUCAAAGGUUUCCGACAAACGCACAGAACUCAAUCGGAUUGUAAAUGAAAUGUUGUUAGUAUUAUUUUUGAGAUUGUUAAAAUAAAGAUUGUGGUCUUCUCUAGUCUCUGUUGAAUGUCGAUUUACACUAUACUAUACAGUUGUCCAAUGUUGUUCUAAAUCAGUUAGUGUAAAUCGUCCUUUAACAUUACGUAUAACCUAAGUUUUUAGAUGGUUAGUUUUUAAACCAAGCUUAGCCGUGAAGGCUUCCGUACUUUUUUUUUCAAUACCAAACACGUAAUUUGUGGAAAUUAACGUACUUAAUUUAGUUAUAGAUAUUGACGUGGACUCUCGUACUGAAACCAAUCUGCAGCAGACAUCUGUAUAUUUUGUCAUACAUUUCUAGGACAAAUGUGAGAAUGUAGGUACAAUAAUUGGUACAUUCAGAAAAAUCUGGAUUUUCACUAGUGAAACGUAAGCGAUGUUUGUUUAUUAUAAACAGAGGCUGUAACAGCAAUAAAAGAUCAGACUUGC